AGUUAUACCUAGCCCCUGUUUUUAUAUUCCCCCAAUCGUUUCAUUCUCAUCCAACGUCCACAAAUCUUCCAUAACCCCAAAUCUAAAUUCUAACCGUCCGAUCACAUAAUAAGAUAAACCCCCAUCACCCUUUCCUUUCAAGAUACACCCCAACAGUACCAAAACCACUCAUCACUCUCACCACCCCCCUAAAAUAAAAAAUAAAUUUAAUUUAAAAACAAACUUCAACGACUUCACCAAUUCUCAAAACUAUUUUUCAGUUUAGUUUCAGAUCUAGCACACCAGCUACCCAAACCAAGACAAAUUCACAUGUUCUUAUUCCACUCAUAACAACAACAAAAACAUCUUUCAAUUUUUUCAUUCAACAUUGGCAAUGGUGGAAGCACAAACAUGGACAACGAGAAGAAUGAGCAAUCCAAGAUUAUUAACACUAGACACAAAUGACCAAUUAUUAGACAUUCCAGCAACACCGCCAAGUGAUCAAAGAAACAACAUCAUUGGAUCCAACAACAGUAACCUAUUAACAACAUCACUCAUAAUCGCAUCAUGGUACUUCUCAAACAUCGGUGUUCUUCUUCUCAACAAAUACCUCCUAAGUUUCUAUGGUUAUCGCUACCCUAUCUUUCUCACAAUGCUCCACAUGCUAUCAUGCGCCGCUUACAGUUACGUCGCCAUUAACAUCCUCCAUAUCGUCCCGUUCCAACAAAUCCACUCCAAAAAACAGUUCCUCAAGAUCUUUGCUCUUAGUGUUAUUUUCUGCUUCUCCGUCGUUUGCGGUAACACCUCUCUUAGAUACCUCCCCGUUUCGUUUAACCAAGCAAUCGGCGCAACGACGCCGUUUUUCACCGCCAUUUUUGCCUUUCUAAUUACCUGCAAAAAAGAAACCGCAGAGGUUUACUUAGCUUUGUUGCCCGUUGUUUUAGGGAUUGUUGUUUCCAGUAAUAGCGAACCUUUAUUUCAUUUGUUUGGUUUUUUGGUUUGUGUCGGUUCAACCGCAGGACGUGCUUUGAAGAGCGUUGUUCAAGGGAUUAUUUUAACUUCCGAGGGAGAGAAACUUCAUUCUAUGAAUUUGCUUCUUUAUAUGGCUCCUUUGGCUGCUUUGAUUUUGCUUCCUUUCACUCUUUAUAUUGAAGGCAACGUGUUUGAUAUAACGACUGAGAAAGCAAAGAGUGAUCCUUUUAUACUUUUCUUGUUGAUUGGGAAUGCUACUGUUGCUUAUUUGGUUAAUUUGACUAAUUUUCUUGUUACUAAACAUACUAGUGCUUUGACUCUUCAAGUUUUGGGCAAUGCAAAAGCUGCUGUUGCAGCUGUUGUUUCUGUUUUGAUAUUCAGAAAUCCUGUUACUGUCAUGGGGAUGACUGGGUUUGGAAUUACAAUCAUGGGUGUUGUGCUUUACAGUGAAGCAAAGAAGAGAUCCAAAGUUACAUCUCAUUGAUGCUGAUGAUGGAUUCAGCUCCACAAUUUCGUAUAUGUUUCUCAAUUCUCAACAUUUUUUUUUUGGAUUUUCAUAAAGGCAUAAACAGGUAUUGCUUUCUUGCUUCCUCGUUUUAUAAUUGUUGGGCCAUUUUAAUUUUUGAUUAAAUUGUAUUUCUGUGGAAUUGGAUCUAUUACAGCAAUUGGACUGUAUAGGAAGAUGCAGAAAGGGAAAGGGUUACUUAGUUAUGUUUGUUUUUCUAUUGAAUGUUGUGUAACCUUAUAAAAUGGUCGCCACCCUUUGGCGAUAUACAUGAAGGAUUCAUAGGAAAGAAGUUACAUUUGUGUAUUGGGUGAGGGAGGAAAAUUCUCCUUCGCUUCAUUUUGUUAAUUAUAUAUAUAGUCUAUUGUUUCACUUGUGUCUUU
Molecule: messenger RNA, 1839 nt
Organism: Cicer arietinum (chickpea)
Lineage: Eukaryota; Viridiplantae; Streptophyta; Magnoliopsida; Fabales; Fabaceae
Product: probable sugar phosphate/phosphate translocator At1g12500
Source: RefSeq, a predicted model, not a curated record